AUGGCCCAAGAAAGCUGUAAUCUUGACAAAGAUGAGGCCGAAAUCCUGAAACCCUCCUCUUCUUCCUCCCCUUCUCCUUCUCCAUCCUCUCCUCCUCCGUCUUCCUCAUCGCCUCCUCCUUUAUUCAUGAAACCCUGCGAAGAAUUCCCGGUCCAGAGGCCGGAAGCUCCGGCCGCCGCGGCGUCGCCAGCCGCCGCCGUGGUCUUGACCACUCCGAAGCCCGACGAGGAAGCUCAGUCACCCGUUCGGUUUAGUAACAGGUGCUCCACCUGCCGGAAAAAGGUGGGCCUGACUGGAUUCCGGUGCCGAUGCGGCGAUCUCUUCUGCGGCCGCCACCGAUACUCCGACACCCAUGACUGUUCCUUUGAUUACAAGGCGGCCGGAAGGGAGGAGAUUGCAAAGGCCAACCCUGUUGUUAGAGCUGCUAAGAUCAUCAAGAUCUAA
Elaeis guineensis (African oil palm) is the source of this 444-nucleotide messenger RNA. The record is from RefSeq and is a predicted model, not a curated record. Lineage: Eukaryota; Viridiplantae; Streptophyta; Magnoliopsida; Arecales; Arecaceae.